GCGACGGCGUGCUGCGACUAUGGCACUAUUCCACGUAGCGCGGUACGCAGGCCCGGAGGCUUCCGGACUGGGGGAUGUAGAGGUAGAGGCGGGUAGCCGGGCACGAGUGCUGCUCGAGCGGCUGCAGAACCGAGCCCGUGAGCGGCAGCAGCAGGAACCGAAGCCUGAACCCGCCGGGGAGGCCGUGGAAGCGGCAGGCAGGCGGCGUCGACGGCCCCGGCGGCGGCGUGGCUGCUCUGUGGCUCAGAGCCCGGAGGCCCCUAGGGCGAAGCGGCAGAAAGCGGACUACGGUGUGCAUGCAGGUGGGCCAUGUGGCCGAGAUGUGGACGGGGCUUGGAGGCUUUUUCCUGGGUGCGCUGCGGGGUUAAUGUCCCCUCUGUUGUUGUGUCGCGCAGGGAGAGGCGAAGAGUCGCCUAGAGAGCUCAACACCGACUUAGAGGACUCAGUUGAGAAGCCCCCAGAGGAGGCCCCGAGACCCCCGGCUCCAGGGCCUGUGCUGGGGGACUUUGCAAGAAGGAAGACACCAAAGGUCCAGCCUUUCCUGCCAGCAUGGCUGGCAAAGCCAAGCUGUGUCAAGAAGAGCGUCACUGAGGAUCUUACUCCUAUCGAAGACAUCCAUGAGGUUCACCCUGACUUGCAGAAGCAGCUGAGGGCUAAUGGCAUCUCUUCCUACUUUCCAGUCCAGGCAGCUGUGAUUCCUGCCCUCUUGGAGAGUGCAGAUAGUGGGUUUCUAGUAGGCAGAGGUGGAUACCAACCUAGUGACCUCUGUGUGUCUGCCCCAACGGGCAGUGGGAAAACACUGGCAUUUGUUGUCCCUGUGGUACAAGCCCUGCUGCAUCGAGUGGUCUGCCACAUCCGUGCACUGGUUGUGCUUCCUACUAAGGAACUGGCCCAACAGGUGAGCAAAGUAUUUAACAUCUACACGGAUACCACACCUCUGCGGGUUGCUUUGGUGACUGGACAGAAGUCACUGGCCAAGGAGCAGGAGAGCCUUGUCCAGAAGACGGUAGAUGGUUACCGAUGCCUGGCUGAUAUUGUGGUGGCCACACCUGGCCGCCUGGUGGACCACAUUGACCAGACCCCAGGAUUCAGCCUCCAGCAGCUCCGCUUCCUGAUCAUUGAUGAGGCUGACCGGAUGAUAGACAGCAUGCACCAGUCCUGGCUGCCCAGAGUGGUGGCAGCAGCCUUCUACAGUGCAGGCCCCUCAGGCUCCUGUGCCCUGCUCCAGAGGACACAGCCCCAGGCUGUGACUGCUGCCAGCACUUGCUCUCCCCAGAUGCCUCUACAGAAGUUAUUGUUCUCAGCCACACUGACCCAGAACCCUGAGAAGCUGCAGCGGCUUGGCCUCUACCAGCCAAGGCUUUUUUCCACAAAGCUGGGACACAGUGGCCCUAAAGACACAGUUGAGAUGGAUGGAAACUUUGGGGGGAAGUACACCUUCCCUGUGGGGCUCACGCACCACUAUGUACCCUGUAAACUCAGCUCGAAGCCACUUAUUGUCUUACACCUGGUCCUUGGGAUGAACUUCUCUAGGGCCCUUUGCUUCACUAACUCUCGAGAGAAUUCCCACAGACUCUUCCUGUUAACACAAGCUUUUGGGGGUGUGAGUGUGGCUGAAUUCUCCUCCCGCUAUGGACCUGGCCAAAGGAAAAAAAUCUUGAAGCAGUUUGAACAGGGAAAGAUCCAGCUCCUUAUCAGUACAGAUGCUACUGCUCGAGGCAUCGACGUGCAGGGUGUGGAGCUGGUGAUCAACUAUGAUGCCCCCCAGUACCUACGAACUUAUGUGCAUAGGGUUGGGAGAACAGCCCGAGCUGGAAAAACAGGCCAGGCCUUCACACUUCUCCUGAAAGUGCAGGAAAGGAAGUUCCUCCAGAUGAUAUCAGAAGCUGGGGUGCCUGAGGUGGCACACCAUGAGAUCACCAGGGAGCUCCUGCAGCCCCUGGUCCCUCAUUACGAGAUGGCCUUGUCUCAGCUGGAGAAGAUUGUCAAGGAAGAGCAAAAGCUGAAGAUGGCCUAGAUGGGAGCAAAAGCCCAGGGGGAACAUCCUGCUGAAAUGAAUGUUGUGUUUAAGCAAAAGAUAUGGUUCCUUGGGGUUCCAAUAGAAACAACCCUUCCCUGCAAGCACCAUGGUCAUCUUGGGCUAGGCAGCCUAGAUGUUGGCUUGGUCCUGAAAAGUAAUGGCCCUUGGUUUGUACUGCUGGGGUCCAACUGUCUUUGGAAAUAAGCUCAGGUAAAGCUGAAGGGUGCCUUCAAGAAUGUGAUGAACGCCGGGCGGUGGUGGCGCAUGCCUUUAAUCCCAGCACUUGGGAGGCAGAGGCAGGCGGAUCUCUGUGAGUUCGAGUCCAGCCUGGUCUAGAAGAGCUAGUUCCAGGACAGGAAACAAAAAGCUACGGAGAAACCCUGUCUCGAAAAAUCUAAAUAAAUAAAUAAAUAAAUGAAUGAAUGAAUGAAUAAAUAAAUAAAUAAAAUAGAGCUAGUUCCAGGACAGACCCAAAACCACAGAGAAACCCUGUCCCGAGAAACAAAAAAAAAAAAAAAGAAAAAAAAAAAAAAGAAUGUGAUGAAAAACUAUGGUCAGCCUUAUGGUGACAGCAGAUUAAAGUGUGCCUAGCAUUAGCAUUUCAUGUCUACAGAGAGACUAUGGUGAGCCUGUCCCAGACAAGUCACUGAAGUCCAGGAAUAGGUUGGUUAAGAUGUUUCCAUGGCUACUAGCCUUCAAGAUGGUACCCACAUAAGCAUGAAGUAAAUUACAGGAGAGUGCUUGCCUGAACAUAGUCAAAGAGACUGUGCUUUUUGUAAAAAAAUUAAAUAAAAAGAAAAAAAUCUAUAGUAUUAAGAUAAACUGUUUUCAUUUAUAUUUAAAAAAAAUGGAUAACUUGAACUCAUGCCAAUUUCCUGAUAGCUUCAACACACUAAUACCCCUCUAAUUCAGGACACCUAGGCUAGCUCAAGAAAGCAACACAGGCCACUGGCACCAUCCUCAGGCCCUUGCUGACUCUAGGAUUUUGCUCAUGAGAUUAAUUUAGAAUCUGCUAGCAGCUAGUCUGAGAGUCAGAUUUCCAUUUUAUUGUUGAUAUUACUAAUGCUUUGAACAUCUUAUACAAUGAAAUGAAACUCUCCUCCACUCAUCUCCGCACCCACCUAAGUCCGAAGUUUUUUGUUGUUCUUUUUAAGCCUACUGAAUUGAUUUUGUUGUUUACUCAAAAGUGCCUACAAGGGUUCACAGGACAAAGAAAACUGACUUCCAGCAGCAAUGAAAUGCCAGUAGUUCUUCCCUCAGCUACUGGUAGAAUUGUGCAUGCUGUCAUAUUGUUCUGUUGUGUCUGGAAAAGCUUUCCUUUAAAUUAUGCACCACCUUAUUCUGCCUCCAUGUAUGCCUGAGGUCACCAGAUCUCACUAUAAAUGGCUGUGAGACACAAUGUGAUUGCUGGGAAUAGAACUCAGGAACUCUGCAAGAGCAGCCAGUGCUCUUAAUCUCUGAGCCCACCUCUGGCUCUUAACUUUUCUCUGUACCCUCUGACUUGAAGAUCUCUGAGCCUUGGAGAGAGGUAUGGAAUGUCCCCUUUAGGGCCCAACACCACACAGUCUCUUACUUUGUACCAGUUGAGCAGCUGCCAUCUAGUGCAGUCAGCUUUUAUGAUGAGAGCUGAGAGGUACACUUAAUCUAUGGGUAUGGGAAUAUCAUCAAAAGUCAUUUUAACAGUGUGCUCAUUAGCAGAAUAAUAGUAUUUGGUUUUCGAGCCCAGAAUGUCCAACCACAGGUUCUUGACCCCAUUAAUAGUACCUAAUAUGGGUUCUGUCACAUGGGGCAGAACGUGGGUGAGAGGCUAGAGAAGAUUAGUAAUUGAGCAUUUUCUGUGAUGCAGAGGUUUGGUUUCUAGUACCUACAUGAUAGCUGCCUGCGAUUCCAGUUAAAGAAGCAGACACACACAUGGCAAACAGACAGAAGGAAAAAAAAAGUAAGAAACUGCUUUUAAGAAAGCAGUUGGUGCCUGGCCUGGGGAAACGCACCUUUAAUCCCAACACGUGGAAGGCUAGACCAAGGGGAUCUCUGAAUUUAAGGCCAGCCUGGUCUACAGAGCCAAGUUCCAGGGCAGCCAAGGCUAUACAGAGAAGCCUGUCCUUUUUUUUAAAACAGUUGCCACUAUCACACUACCAGUGAGCCCAUCUUGUCAGACUAGUCAUUGUGCUCACAGGAUUCUAGUAAGGAAGCAGCAUCAAGGUUGAGUAUAAGCUUUAAGUAUGUGGCAUCUUGUCCUAUGUCAAGUUCUGUUCUGAAGGGUAACCGAGAACAUUGGCAAUGGUCUGCAGUAUUUGGGGGUCCUCAAAAGGGGAACCCAUUCCUGGUUCAGGGGUUAUUUAUUUGCUAGCAUGUGUUAUCUAGUUGGGAUUUUGAGCUUCCCCCGCCCCAACAUAGAGUAACUUCAUUUAAACUAGUAUGUAUAUAUUAGAAUGUGUCUAUAGAAGGCUUCCAAUAUAGCUUUUUCAAAAGUAUUAUUGGUGACAAAGUUACUUAAGACUGCUAUCCUACUGUGUGUCAAACUGUUUUACUGUAAUCUUAGGUACUCUUCAUGC
This is a messenger RNA of Chionomys nivalis (European snow vole), 4575 nucleotides long. It is a transcript of the gene Ddx51, whose product is annotated as DEAD-box helicase 51. The transcript has 14 exons. NCBI's taxonomy places the organism in Eukaryota, Metazoa, Chordata, Mammalia, Rodentia, Cricetidae. Gene Ontology annotation, cellular component: nucleus. Gene Ontology annotation, molecular function: nucleic acid binding; ATP binding. The record is from RefSeq and is a predicted model, not a curated record. Bases 20 to 2017 code for a protein of 665 amino acids.